AUGUCGGCCAAGGUGCGGCUCAAGAAGCUGGAGCAGCUGCUCCUGGACGGGCCCUGGCGCAACGAGAGCGCCCUGAGCGUGGAGACGCUGCUCGACGUGCUCGUCUGCCUGUACACCGAGUGCAGCCAGUCGGCCCUGCGCCGCGACAAGUAUGUGGCCGAGUUCCUCGACUGGGGUAAGCCUGUUAAUUCCAAACUUAAAGAAAUCAAACUACAUACUAAGGAUAUCAUGCUUGGCAAAGUAGUGGGGAUGGGUGCAGGUGGGGGUGUUGCUGUUGUCAAAAUGAAGAACACGGAACGGAUUUACGCCAUGAAGAUCCUCAACAAGUGGGAGAUGCUCAAAAGAGCAGAGACGGCGUGCUUCCGGGAGGAGCGGGACGUGCUGGUGAACGGUGACUGCCAGUGGAUCACGACGCUGCACUACGCCUUCCAGGACGAGAACUACCUGUACUUAGUCAUGGAUUACUACGUGGGCGGUGACUUACUGACCCUGCUCAGUAAAUUUGAAGACAAGCUCCCAGAAGACAUGGCAAGAUUCUACAUUGGUGAGAUGGUGUUGGCCAUCGAUUCCAUUCAUCAGCUUCAUUACGUGCACAGAGACAUUAAGCCUGACAAUGUCCUUUUGGAUGUGAAUGGUCAUAUUCGCCUGGCCGACUUUGGAUCAUGUUUGAAGAUGAAUGAUGAUGGAACUGUCCAGUCCUCAGUGGCUGUGGGCACGCCCGACUAUAUCUCCCCGGAGAUCCUGCAGGCGAUGGAGGACGGCAUGGGCAAGUACGGCCCAGAGUGCGACUGGUGGUCCUUGGGGGUCUGCAUGUAUGAGAUGCUCUAUGGAGAGACGCCCUUCUAUGCCGAGUCACUCGUGGAGACCUACGGAAAGAUCAUGAACCACGAAGAGCGGUUCCAGUUCCCAUCCCACGUCACGGACGUGUCCGAAGAGGCCAGAGACCUCAUCCAGAGACUCAUCUGCAGCAGGGAGCGCCGGCUCGGGCAGAACGGGAUAGAGGAUUUCAAGAAGCAUGCCUUCUUCGAAGGUCUGAAUUGGGAAAACAUACGGAACCUAGAAGCUCCUUACAUUCCGGAUGUCAGCAGCCCCUCCGACACGUCCAACUUUGACGUGGACGACGACGUGCUCAGGAACACUGAAAUACUACCUCCUGGGUCUCAUACAGGCUUUUCUGGAUUGCACUUGCCAUUCAUUGGUUUCACGUUCACGACAGAAAGCUCCUUCUCAGACCGCGGCUCCCUGAGGAGCGUGAUGCAGUCCAGCACCCUGAGCAAGGACGAGGACGUGCAGCGCGGCCUGGAAAACAGCCUGCAGGUGGAGGCCUACGAGAGGAGGAUCCGGAGGCUGGAGCAGGAGAAGCUGGAACUGAGCAGGAAGCUGCAAGAGUCCACACAGACGGUCCAGUCCCUUCACAGCUCAGCUCGAGCCCUGGGGAACUCCAACCGCGACAAAGAGAUCAGGGAGCUAAAUGAAGAAAUCGGACGUCUGAAGAACAAAAUAGCAGAUGCCAGUCGGCUCGAGCGACAGCGUGAGGACACCACGGUCCUCCGACAGGAGCGUGAGGACUCUGCGCAGCGGCUGAAGGGGCUGGAGAAGCAGUGCCGUGUGGCGCGCCAGGAGAAGGAGGACUUCCACAAGCAACUGGUAGAAGCUUCAGAGCGACUGAAGUCCCAGGCCAAGGAGCUCAAAGAUGCCCACCAGCAGCGGAAGCUGGCGCUGCAGGAGUUCUCGGAGCUCAACGACCGCAUGGCCGAGCUCCGCUCCCAGAAGCAGAAGGUUUCCCGGCAGCUUCGCGACAAGGAGGAGGAGAUGGAGGUGGCCAUGCAGAAAAUCGACGCGCUGCGGCAGGAGAUGCGCAGAGCCGAGAAGUCCAGAAAAGAGUGACAGAGCCACCAGCACAUGGCGCUGCCCGGGGGGGGUGGAUGGCAGCGUGCACUCAGGGAGGGCCCCAGGACUGACUGUGCUCGUCACCUUUGUCUGCAGAUGAAGCAGGGAGGCCGGGGGCCUGGUGCCGCCUCAGAGCACCAGCAGGAGAUCUGCAGAGUGAAGUCUGAGCUGGAGAAGAAGGUCCUGUUCUACGAGGAGGAGUUGGUCAGACGCGAAGCCUCCCACGUGUUAGAAGUGAAGAACGUGAGGAAAGAGGUGCAUGACUCGGAGAGCCACCAGCUGGCCCUGCAGAAGGAGGUCCUGAUGCUGAGGGACAAGCUGGAGAAGGCCAAGCGGGAGCGGCACAGCGAGAUGGAGGAGGCCGUCGGCACGAUCAAAGAGAAAUACGAACGGGAGAGGGCGGUGCUGUGCGAGGAGAGCAGGAAAGUGACCGCGGAAAACGAAAGGCUCUGUUCCUUCGUGGAUAAACUGACGGCUCAAAAUAGACAACUGGAAGAUGAGCUGCAGGAUCUGGCGGCCAAGAAGGAGUCCGUGGCCCACUGGGAAGCCCAGAUUGCGGAGAUCAUUCAGUGGGUCAGCGACGAGAAGGACGCCCGGGGCUACCUGCAAGCGCUCGCCUCCAAGAUGACCGAGGAGCUCGAGGCCUUGCGGAGUUCCAGUCUGGGAUCCAGAACACUGGACCCGCUGUGGAAAGUCCGCCGCAGUCAGAAGCUGGACAUGUCCGCCCGGCUGGAGCUACAGUCCGCACUCGAGGCCGAGAUCCGGGCCAAGCAGCUGGUGCAGGACGAGCUGAGGAAAGUCAAAGACGCAAACCUCUCCUUGGAAAGUAAACUGAAGGAUUCCGAAGCCAAAAACCGAGAAUUACUAGAAGAAAUGGAAAUUUUGGACAUGGCUCGGGCCCUGCCGAGGCCAGCCCCCGUGCCGCUGCCCCCCACACCGGCCCUCACCCUGACUGGACCCAAGCCCAAAGCACACCAGUUCAGCAUCAAGUCCUUCUCGAGUCCCACGCAGUGCAGCCACUGCACCUCGCUGAUGGUCGGGCUCAUCCGGCAGGGCUACGCCUGUGAGGUGUGCUCGUUUGCCUGCCACACGGCCUGCAAGGACAGUGCCCCCCAGGUGUGCCCCAUCCCUCCCGAGCAGUCCAAGCGGCCCCUGGGAGUGGAUGUGCAGCGGGGCAUUGGCACCGCCUACAAAGGCUACGUCAAGGUCCCCAAGCCCACUGGGGUGAAGAAGGGGUGGCAGCGGGCGUAUGCAGUGGUUUGCGACUGCAAGCUCUUCCUGUAUGACCUGCCUGAGGGGAAGUCCACACAGCCCGGCGUGGUCGCCAGCCAGGUCCUGGACCUCAGAGAUGAAGGCUUCUCAGUGAGCUCAGUCCUGGCCUCAGACGUCAUACAUGCCACACGCCGAGAUAUUCCUUGUAUAUUCCGGGUGACGGCCUCUCUCUUAGGUUCACCUUCUAAGACCAGCUCGCUGCUCGUUCUGACAGAAAAUGAGAACGAAAAGAGGAAGUGGGUUGGGAUCCUAGAAGGCCUCCAGUCAAUCCUCCACAAAAACAGACUGAGGAAUCAACUGGUGCACGUACCUCAGGAAGCCUACGACAGCUCGCUGCCCCUCAUCAAGGCUGUCCUGGCGGCGGCCAUCGUGGACGGAGAUAAGAUCGCCAUCGGCCUGGAAGAAGGGCUCUAUGUCAUAGAGCUGAACCGCGAUGUGAUCAUCAGAGCGGCUGACUGCAAGAAGGUGCACCAGAUAGCACUCGCGCCGCGGGAGAAGGUGGUCAUCCUGCUCUGUGGCCGGAACCACCACGUCCACCUCUACCCCUGGUCUGCCCUGGAUGGGGCCGAGGGCAGCUCUGACAUCAAGCUCCCAGAGACGAAAGGCUGCCAGCUCAUCGCCACGGCGACGCUAAGGAAGAACGCCCCCACCUGCCUCUUUGUGGCCGUCAAGCGGCUGGUGCUGUGCUUCGAGCUGCACAGGACUAAGCCUUUCCACCGGAAGCUUGGCGAGCUGGCGGCGCCCGGCACCGUGCAGUGGAUGGCCGCCAUCGGGGACCGGCUCUGUGUGGGCUACCCGUCCGGGUUUGCCCUGCUGAGCACACAGGGCGACGGGCACGCCCUCAGCCUGGUGAACCCCGCUGACCCCUCGCUUGCCUUCCUCUCCCAGCAGUCUUUUGACGCCCUCUGUGCUGUGGAGGUCAGGAGCGAGGAGUAUCUGCUGUGCUUCAGCCACAUGGGGCUGUACGUGGACUCACAAGGCCGGAGGUCUCGCACCCAGGAGCUCAUGUGGCCGGCAGCCCCUGUCGCCUGUUGCAGCCCCUCCCACGUCACCGUGUACAGCGAGUAUGGCGCUGACGUUUUCGACGUGACCACUAUGGAGUGGGUGCAGACCAUCGGCCUGCGGAGGAUCCGACCGCUGAACCCGGAAGGCAGCCUAAACCUCCUCAACUGCGAGCCCCCUCGCCUCAUCUAUUUCAAGAGCAGGUUCUCGGGCACCGUGCUCAAUGUGCCCGACACCUCUGAGAACAGCAAGAAACAGAUGCUGCGGACCAGGAGCAAGCGGUGGUUCGUGUUCAAGGUCCCCGAGGAGGAGCGGCUGCAGCAGAGGCGAGAAAUGCUCAGAGACCCGGAGCUCAGAUCCAAGAUGAUCUCCAAUCCGACCAACUUCAACCACGUGGCCCACAUGGGGCCCGGCGAUGGCAUGCAGGUGCUCAUGGACCUCCCGCUGAGUGCGCUGCCCCCCACGCAGGAGGAGAGGCCCGGCCCCACCAGCGUAGCCCGGCAGCCCCCACCCAGAAACAAGCCGUACGUCUCGUGGCCCGCGUCAGGAGGAUCGGAGCCCAGCAUGGCUGUGCCUCUGAGGAGCAUGUCUGACCCUGACCAGGACUUUGACAAAGAGGGCCCCCACAGACAGACCCCUCCCCUCAAGUCCCCCUGGGGCCGCGAGGCAUGUGGUCAGCUCUCAGCUGUUAUCCUGGCUGUGCCCAGCGUGUUCCUGCAGCUGUGCUCAGAGACAGCCCGGCUGGCUGUGGUGCAGAAUGUGUUUUCCUUCAGGGUCACGCCUGAUUCGGAUUCUACCAAACACUCAACCCCAUCCAACAGCUCCAACCCCAGCGGCCCACCGAGCCCCAACUCCCCCCACCGGAGCCAACUGCCCCUGGAAGGCCUGGAGCCACCAGCCUGUGACGCCUGA
Messenger RNA from Orycteropus afer afer, 5076 nucleotides. The record is from RefSeq and is a predicted model, not a curated record. NCBI's taxonomy places the organism in Eukaryota, Metazoa, Chordata, Mammalia, Tubulidentata, Orycteropodidae.